Striga asiatica is the source of this 399-nucleotide messenger RNA. The record is from the annotation of a GenBank genome assembly. NCBI's taxonomy places the organism in Eukaryota, Viridiplantae, Streptophyta, Magnoliopsida, Lamiales, Orobanchaceae.
AUGAAAUUAAACUCAAAGCUCAAGUGGAGUUUCUGCUUCCAGAUUGAAGCACAAAAGCAAUCACUAUGGAUAGAGGAUUAUAUCAGUUACCUCAGGAUAGCACAUUUUCCUGUAAAGAUUUUAGGAAUCAGAAGGAUAAAGAGCAGUACAAGUGGAGGAUAUAGCAAUAUACAUGGAGUAAGGAACAGAAGUGAGGAGAAAGUGUACCCUAAGAAAGCGCGCGAGAGGAAAAUCUGUGGAGAGAUGCGAGAACACUUGAUCCAUGUGCUUGGAGGCAUCACACCACGAAGCCCAGAAGUGCAGAAUCACCGGGACACCCUCACCGACGGUGUUGUCAAGUUCCGCCAUGGAUUUCACCUCCUUCACCGAUCCUCCGCCGGGCACAGCCAUACUGUCUAG